Messenger RNA from Coccinella septempunctata (seven-spotted ladybird), 1188 nucleotides. RefSeq lists its product as uncharacterized. The transcript is spliced from 4 exons. The coding region runs from base 36 to 782 and encodes 248 amino acids. Lineage: Eukaryota; Metazoa; Arthropoda; Insecta; Coleoptera; Coccinellidae. The record is from RefSeq and is a predicted model, not a curated record.
GGAGAACCUCGUAAUUGUGUUUUCAACUUGAAGUGAUGGAGCAAGACAGUACUGAAGAAUUACUACAGAAAUAUUUCGCCUAUGGAUUCCAGCAACGGGAAAUUCUGGCUUUUAUGAAAAACCUACAUAAUAGACCCAUGUCUAGUCGCACACUCAAAAGAAUCCUGUCUAAACUACAUCUCUAUAGAAGGAAAAAUUACUCAAAAAUUGAGGAUGUUGCCAAGUUCCUAGAAAACGAAUUGAUGAAGUCUGGUCAACUUCAUGGCUAUAGGUGGAUGCAUCUGAGAUGUUUACAAAAUAACUUAAUUGUGACUCAGUCAGUUGUCAUAGAAUUACUAACUUAUUUAGACCCGCAGGGCGUAGAAACACGUAAACGAAAAAGACUGAGACGAAGGCAAUAUCACAAUAAAGGUCCUAAUUAUCUCUGGCAUGUUGACUCUUAUGAUAAACUGAAACCAUAUGGUAUUUGCAUCAAUGGCUGUAUUGAUGGAUUUUCUAGGCACAUAAUCUGGCUCCGUACUGGCUCCACUUCUAGUGAUCCGAAGGUUGUAGCAGGUUAUUAUCUGGAUGGAGUAGAAUUAGUUGGAGGAAUCCCCAAAACAAUAAGAUUCGAUUUGGGUACCGAAAAUAAAGUUGUGGAGGAAUUCAAAGGUGUCUGCAUGAAGUGUUCAAUGGAAGUUCCGGUUCGAGACCUCCUGUUCUUUACGGAAGAAGUACGGCUAAUCAAAGAAUUGAAUCAUGGUGGUCGAUUUUACGAAAGCAUUGUAGUCAGUACUGGAUAAACUUGUUCCAAUACCUGAGAGAAGAAAAUCAAUUUGAUGGCUCUCUUCUUGAUAAAUCCUUGAUUCAAUUUUGCUUUAUGGAUAUAAUUCAGAGGGAUAUGAAUCAAGUAGUUAUGGAAUGGAACGUUCACAAGAUACGAAGAUCAAGAAAUAGCAUCUCCCCUACUGGCAGACCAACGAUUAUGUUCGAGAUGCCUUCUUUAUAUCAGACACAAAGUUAUUUGACUAAAGUAUCAGAUUAUGCAAUUGAAGCUGUCAGAUCUAAAUGUAAAAUUCUCAGAUAUCCCUGUGAUAAAGAUUUUUAUGAUCUAUGUUGUAUUUUGAUGGCUGAAAAUGGAUACAAACACGAAAGUGAUCCUUAUCAAGCCUUGGAACUAUAUAUUACUCUAAGAAGAAUAUUGAAAAA